UUGACAAUAUCUAAUUUUACCUCACAAAGUGUUCAAAAAAUGUUACAAUUUUUCUACACUGGCGAACUUGAAAAAAAUUUAACGGAAAGUCAGCUUGAAGAAAUUUUUGUUAUUGCGCAUGAAUAUCGAGUUGCACGAUUAAUAUAUAAAUGCGAAAUAGUUAUGUCAACAUUUAUAGAUACUAAAAAUAUUUUGAAAUACUUCAAAAUAAUUAAUGUUUAUGAUGCUCCGAUUUUAGAGAGGGGAUGUAAAAAUUAUAUUCGAGACAAUAAAGAAUUCUUUCUAAAAACUAAAGAAUGGGAAGAAGUUGAAAAAAUUUUUCCAAAAUUGGCUUUUAAAAUUUUGAAGUCUGCAAUGCACGAAUUGUCAAAUUAA
Meloidogyne enterolobii is the source of this 375-nucleotide messenger RNA. The record is from the annotation of a GenBank genome assembly. NCBI's taxonomy places the organism in Eukaryota, Metazoa, Nematoda, Chromadorea, Rhabditida, Meloidogynidae.